AUGAAUGCUGGCAAUAUGUAUACAAUUUUACAAAACGGUGCUCUAAAUCGACCAAAUGGUAUGAAAAAGCGGAAAACUACGCGAGAUGAAGACACACAAUCAGUGAAUAACAACCUCAGUUCAGUUUCGAUGGAAUUAAUGGAUAAAUUGAAUGUUGGUCUCUCAAAUAUCUGGAAUCGAUCUUUGCUGGAAAAUCAAUCCGGGCCGAUGAUGAAGCAUGAUGGAAAUGUAUGGACAAAUUUGAUUGGACUGGACAGUGUUAGGAACCGGGCUCCAUUUGAAAUACCCGCCCUUAAUCAGUUUUUGGACACAACGGGAAGACUGGAUCAAAUCAAUCAGCUAAUCCAGUUUUUUAUGCAAAACUCUGUGCCCGGAGCAUUUAAUCCUUUUUGGAAUACGAACGCCUCCUCGUUGGACACCGCUACCGUUUCGGCAUUUCGAAACCCAAAUACGAUAACCGAUGAGCGUGUUGUUCCUCUGAUUGAUUUAAGUCGUCGAACUACCACAGUUCCGGCUGACGAUAAACCAUCAGAUUCAAUCGUUCGAUCAACCAACCCACACAUAAUAUCAAAACGUCCUCUAACUACGAUCGAGGGUACUGUUACUAGUAUUAGUCAUGCGAAACCAAUACGAACAAAUCGAUUUUCUAUCCCCGAUCUUCUUGAUCGCGGUGAUGACGAGGAUAGAGUCGAUAAAGCAUCGACUCCAACAGCACUUAGAUGCACUCGAACAAGCCCGGCAAGCACAGCUGUCCUGGCCACAAGGUCCAAUCUGAGAACCUCCGCCCCUGACUUGCCUCAUCCAUCCAGUUGUACAACAAUAAAACUCAAGCAACGUCUGUCAUCACCUGUGGAUGUGGAUACUCCGCAUCAUUCCGUGAUUCAGUGCUCCAGUCCAGACUCUAAUCAGACAUCCAGUGGGUCCGCCGCAUUCAAACCACACAAUACUGUGACACACGACUCUAGUUCGACUACACGAUCGGAUCGACCAUUUUGUUGUCAUCUAUGCACCAAAAUUUACUAUUCCAUGUCCGCGCUAAAAAUGCACGUCCGCACACAUACACUGCCAUGUAAAUGCACACUGUGUGGCAAAGCGUUUUCGCGAAUGUGGCUCCUAAACGGGCAUUUGCGUACGCACACGGGCGAGAAACCGUUUGCUUGCGUGAUCUGUGCGCGUGCGUUUGCCGAUCGGUCCAAUCUGCGAGCUCAUAUGCAAACGCAUUCGGAAGUCAAACGGUAUCGUUGUGUGCAUGGUUGCAUAUUCGAUUCUGUGAGGAACCAUGUGUCCCAGUGA
Molecule: messenger RNA, 1293 nt
Organism: Echinostoma caproni
Lineage: Eukaryota; Metazoa; Platyhelminthes; Trematoda; Plagiorchiida; Echinostomatidae
Source: the annotation of a GenBank genome assembly